Yarrowia lipolytica CLIB122 is the source of this 5490-nucleotide messenger RNA. RefSeq lists its product as uncharacterized. Gene Ontology annotation, cellular component: intracellular membrane-bounded organelle. NCBI's taxonomy places the organism in Eukaryota, Fungi, Ascomycota, Dipodascomycetes, Dipodascales. Gene Ontology annotation, biological process: phospholipid catabolic process. The record is from RefSeq and is a predicted model, not a curated record. Gene Ontology annotation, molecular function: D-type glycerophospholipase activity; phosphatidylinositol binding.
AUGGAAACGAUGCUUGAUCGUGUUAUUCCACUCAGCUGUGUACCUCCUUACGCCACACCCUACAGUCACGUUUUCACCACCCCCAUCUCAAACAACACUAACACAGUGUUCUACGAAGACACCGCCGACUCCGAUUGGCAGUCGUCCGACUACGACAGUGAACAUGCGACCGUCAACGUGCCCAUCCGGAGCAAACGGAAAAAGAAUGCUGCUAAGGAGGGCAAUCCAGUGGAUCCCAUCUCUGAGGAUCCGCACCAGGAAUCCUUUUCAGAUGGAAGUGAAGCUGCGGGACCCAGCGCUCCCCCGGCCGACGGAUACAUCAACACCGCGCCCAAUGGCGUCUACUCGGAGGAAGAUCUUCCUGGAACCCGCCAGGUGCUUCCAGGACCUCAGGAGGUACCCGACGUGACCUCCACUCCCCAGAUGAACCGCCAUCCCACAGCAGAUGAAUCUACUCCUCAGGGCUCACGGUGGAGCCGAGGCAGAGAGGGAUUUGGACAUCUUGGAAGUCCCUCGUUCUUUAGACGACACAGUGCCACAGCUGAAGAUAUGACCCCUGGAGGAGGACCUCGACGGCUGUUCAAGCGACCACAGCUCAACUCUUCCAACACCACAUCGGGCCAGCGUUGGAGAGAUAUCAAAGCCGGGCUUCGUCAGCGGUUCCGAAAGAAGAAGGACGCGAAAUUCAGCGCUGAGAAGGCAUACAAUCAAGCCAUUCUGGGCCAGCUUGCUGCUGGUUCUCCUGCGGCUCUCAUGGUUGCUUCCUCCAUGGUUCGCGACGAAAAGAACAUGAAGCGAGUGCCCAUUCUGCUGGAGCAGGUCCGUUUCGCUCUCAGAGAUGUGACAAAGAACCCUCACGAGAAGAAUCGACAGUAUCGAAUCGAUCUUUCGUACGGUUCCGGUCACACGAUGCUCGCAUGGACAAUCUACAAGGACUACAAGGACUUUAUGUUUCUGCACAGUCGGCUGCGAACCAUGGCCUUCAACGCCAAGAACCCCUUCAACUCGUCAAAACAGCCUCUUCAGAUCCCCAUCUUUCCUACCCGAAACAAGGUGGGCAAGAAAAAAAAAGGCAAGAGAGACAAGUCCAACCCUGGCGAUGAAGAUUACACAGACACAGAUGGAGAGUCUGAGUGUGAUCCCGCAGAGCAGCAACAAAACCAGCACACUCCAGGAGGGGGAUCUUCGCAUGGACCUAGGAUGGUGAACCAGUUCUUUGACAAGCGACGGAAAAACCGCAACAUGAUCAACGAGCGCAUUAAGGGUGAACUGGAACGAUACCUGCGUCAGCUGUUCAAACUGCUGCUCUUCCGAGGUGAAGCUAACAAGCUGUUCCAGUUUUUGGAGCUGUCCAACAUGUCCAUUCGACUUGCUCCUGAGGACCAUUUCCACGGCAAGGCUGGAUUCCUGGUCAACCGUACGUCUGCUCGAAAGGCUGGAUGGAGAGUGUCGCAUUGGCGAGUCGACGAUAUCAGACAGAUGGUGGCUCGUCACACGUCGAAGUGGUUCAUGGUGCGCCACUCGUACAUUGUGUGUGUCGACAACCUGUAUUCCACAACACCUCUUGAGGUGUUCCUUCUCGAUUCCAAGUUCAAGGUGUCACACAAUCUCAAAAAGAAGAACAAGGACGGCGUUCUUUCGGGUGGAUCCAACCCCAAUACUUCUGGAGAGUCCGAUUUGGAAGAACUUCAGAAACCGGGAAGUACCCAUAUUACUCUCAAGGUGGAGAACGCAUCCCGACAGCUUAAGCUGGUUGCCACAUCUGACAAGCAGCUGGCCCAGUGGAUGGAGAGUAUCAAUCUGAUCAAGGAGCGGUCCAUUUGGGCUCAGCAGAAGCGGUUUGACUCAUUUGCGCCUGUGCGAACCAACUGCAAGGCCCAAUGGUUCGUCGACGCUCGAGACUACUUUUGGACGCUGUCGUGCGCUCUGGAUAUGGCCAAGGAGGUCAUUUACAUUCACGACUGGUGGCUGUCUCCUGAGAUAUACCUACGUCGACCCCCUGAGGGUAACCAGGAGUGGCGUCUGGAUCGUGUUUUGAAGCGAAAGGCCGAGCAGGGAGUCAAGAUUUUUGUUAUUGUGUACCGAAAUGUCGGUCAGACUAUUCCCAUUGACUCGCAGUACACCAAGUUCUCGCUGCUGGACCUGUCUCCUAACAUUUAUGUCAUGCGGUCUCCCAACCAGCUCAUUCAGAAUACCUACUUUUGGGCCCAUCACGAAAAGCUGUGUCUUAUUGAUCACACGUGUGCCUUUGUGGGUGGUAUUGAUCUCUGUUUUGGUCGUUACGAUACUGCGGAACACGUUCUCGUCGACGAUGCGCCCACGUUUGUGAAUGCCGACAAGAAGGACGGCUACACCGGUCGAACUCAGCUCUUCCCUGGUAAGGAUUACUCUAACCCCCGUACCAAGGACUUCUUCUCGUUGGACAAGCCUUUUGAAGAUAUGUACGACCGUCAGAAGGUGCCCCGCAUGCCCUGGCACGAUAUCCACAUGAUGGUAGUAGGCCAACCUGCACGUGAUCUGGUGCGUCAUUUCGUGCAGCGAUGGAACUAUGUUCUUCGACAGAAGCGUCCUUCCCGAUUCACGCCUCUUCUGCUGCCUCCUCCAGACUUCAAGGAGGAGGAGCUGGCCGAGUACAAGCUGAAUGGUACGUGUGAGGUUCAGAUUCUGCGGUCUGCUUGUUCCUGGAACACUGGAGUCAAGGAGCACGAGCAGAGUAUCCAGAAUGCGUACAUCAAGAGCAUUGAGCAGAGUGAGCAUUUCGUCUACAUUGAGAACCAGUUUUUUAUCACUCACACCUCGUGGCACAAUAUUGUGAUUGAAAACAAGAUCGGAGACGCUCUGGUCAACCGAAUCAUCAAGGCCCAUCAGAAUGACGAGGAUUGGCGUGCCAUCAUUGUCAUUCCUCUCAUGCCUGGUUUUGAAGCCGAGGUCGACGAGUCCGAGGGUUCGUCGGUGCGUGUCAUCAUGCAGUGCCAGUACAUGUCCAUUUCUCGAGGUGCCAACUGCAUUUUUGCACGUCUUGAGAACGCUGGCAUCCAUCCCGAAGACUACAUUUGCUUCUUUUCACUGCGAAAGUGGGGCAAGAUCGGUCCCCACGACAAGCUGGUCACCGAGCAGCUGUACAUCCACGCCAAGGCUAUGGUUGUCGAUGACCGUAUUGCCAUUAUUGGUUCGGCGAACAUCAACGAACGGUCUCAACGAGGUACUCGAGACUCUGAGGUCGCAGCUAUUGUUCGAGACACCCAUACUGUGGACUCUGUCAUGGCUGGGCGUCCCUACAAGGUGGGCCACUUUGCACACACCCUGCGUCUCCAUCUGAUGCGAGAGCACAUGGGCGUUGAUGUGGACCAUGUGGAGUUCAUUGAGCGAAAGGCUGAGCUUCUUGAGAAACACAAGAGAGCUGAGGCUACCCAAGAUGAGCCCCAGGAGCUUCCUAUCAUCAAGAACAAGUCCACACGCCGAGCACGGGGGCGUGGACGACGUUCCCAGCGAGGAGGAGAGGAUUCCGAUGGAGCUUCCGGCUCUGAAGAUGAGCGAGUUCUCGAUAUCUCAACCUCUAUCUUCGGGGAGACGGUUCAGGCUGCCAAGGCCGCUAACGGUAAUGGCAAUGGCAACGGUAACGGUGCUGAUGCGUCUGCUGCGGAGUCUGUCCCUUCCGUCAUGGCUCCCACCCGAAGAUACUCUUACCAGGAUGGAGUACCUGCCUCUCCUUCUAUUGACGAGGACUGUGUUGUCGAAGGCACAACUCUGGACAAUGCUGACCAGCAGCUAGCCAACUUGGACGAUGCGUACGAUUCCGACGCCGAGGUGCUACUGCGAGACUAUGAUGAGGAUGUGGAUCAGAUCAACCGGGGCUUGGACAUCUACACCUUCAACUCUCUAGCCGGUGUGGACAACAAGGGCAUCCGAGAGAAGAAGCUUGUCUCUUCUGAUAACCGUAUCCAGGGCAACGAGAAGCACCGUGCUGACGUUGAGGGCCGGGGUCUGGACCGAGGCGCCAACUCGAAGGAGUCUGCGGAGGACUUCCGAAUCCGAAUCCAGCGACACGCCCAGUUUGCCAACAAGCUGACGGAGCACGAGCUGCAGCAGACCAGCGAGACGGUGGACGAUGUGACGGAACUUAAGAAGCGCGUCUACUACGAGCAGAUGGAGCUCAAGCAGCGGUACCACAAUUCGCACAUGGAGGCCGAGAAGGCGUUCAACAAUCCCCCACAGUUGGAGGACUGCGAGAACGAGAAGAACGGCGUUAAUGGAGUCAACGGCAACAGUGGCUCCACUGAUUCCACUGCACCUGUAAAUCUUGUCUCCGAUGCUAACGGCAACAUUCACCCUGAACAUCCUGAGACAUCUGAUCAUUCUUCGGACUCUUUUGAAGAUGAGGGCUUCGAGAUCCCCAAGAUCCCUCCUCCCGUAGACCCCUACUGUUUUAAGGACCCUUUGGACGACGACUUUUACUACGACAUCUGGCUGGCCACAGCCGAAAAGAACACCAGGCUCUUCCGGGAAGUGUUUCGAUGCCAGCCUGACGACGAGGUGACCACCUGGAGAGAUUACAAGGAUUUCACCACUUACGCCGAGCGGUUCUCCAUGUCUCAGGACACCGGCGACUUGAAGUCUUCGUAUGCAGAUGAACACCAAGCUCAUUCCCCCUUGGCUGUCAAGAUCAAUGGCAAUGACAAGGAAGACGAGAAGAAACAGAACAAGCACAAGGCCACACAUGACUACGACAAGUAUUAUGCCCGUCACCAGCACCACCGAUCGUCUUCGCCUCACUACCGAAGGUCCCAUGUGCCUCUCAAGACCGGUGCCAACUUCACUGAUCGACUUGCACACGGUGUUGAUGAUGCCGCUGGUCAUCUCAAGUACGCCCUCGGACGGGCCAACCGCCGAGGCAGCCACCAUGACACUGUUGAUGUGGAUGAUUCUCCUCCCAGGGACUUCCUUCCUGACGAUUUCAACGACCCGAUCCCUGUCGAGGAGGUGGACAACACCAACCUCAACAACAACCAGCAGCUCAACCAGGAGCUUUACGAGUCGCAGGUGGAGGGCGAGAACCCUCGAUUUGUGCCUAGCCACGCCAUUGAUGGCCAGCACCCUCGAAAGCGUGAGAAGCGACACAUUGGUGAGGUUGAUCAGCCUGCCGAGAAGCCCCCCAUCAACGAGGCUUACAGCACUGGGGUCUCAGGCCGGCUUGGGCAGCACCAGCAGCCCCAUCUUAAGCAGGAAGUUGAUACUGAUUUUAAGGAUACCUCUUCUGCUGCUCAUACGCCAUUCCACCAUACCCCCAACGCCAGGCGAAGACGACGACGACGGGCUCGACAGAGAUCUGGCAUGGACAAGGUGCACGACAAGGCAACGGCCGAGAAGAUUCUCAACGGUAUCCAGGGGCAUCUGGUCAUGUUCCCCACCCACUGGCUGUACAAGGAACUCGACAGCGGCAACUGGUUCUACAACCUGGAUCGAAUCCCCCCGAUCGAAAUUUAUGAUUAG